AUGGCCGUAUCAUCACGUGAGCCUUGUGUCCCCAUCUGCAGCAGGCGUGAACCCAAUACUUUCUGCACCAACGACCAGCCCCUCAGAGUUGGCAACCUCAUCAAGCUCCUCCCGACCGGCACUGUUUUCUUGUACCUGUUCCUCAGCCCUGUGCUGUCCAACAAUGGCUACUGCAACACAAUCAACAAGAACCUCACCGCCAUUCUUGUUGGUCUGUGCGGUUUGUCUUGCUUCUUUUCUACCUUCACACACAGCUACGUUGGAGAUGACAGUAAAAGACACUACGGGAUUGCAACAUGCAAAGGUCUUUGGCCCUCGCCGGAGUCUAAGACCGUGGACGUGCCGAGGUAUAAGCUUCUGUUUGCUGACUUCGUCCACGCCUUUUUCGCGGUGAUUGUGUCUGGGGCUUUGGUGCCUUUGGAUGGAAAUACGUUGGGGUGCCUGCUUCUAUCCGGUGUCUCAGUCCAGCGAGAAGACUUUGCUCCAGAUGCUGCCGCCUGUUGUUGUGUGGUUUCUGGUGUGGUUUUUUUCUUUUCUAUUAAGGGCCAUGGAAUCGGAUACCCUGCAAGUGAGUCUUCAAAGGAUUCCAACUCUGGUGGAGAAGUAUCCAAACACGAACUCAGUAGGUGUGGCACCGAAUCACCUCUCCACCUCUGUUGGAGAAGUGUUUUGGUGCCAACCAACCGAGUUCGUGUUUCGCCGAGGAUACGAUAUUGGCGGCAGUGGUUUGAUUUCUCCUUUUUCGUAACUAAUUUUUAUUCUGCAACCUCUCUGCCAUUUUUAGUGAGGCGGACGAGUAAGUGAGGGUUUCAUUUUCAUUUUCCCUCUCCUCCUCACUCUUCACAUACAGCUCUCUCUCUCUCCCCCCGCCUCCGCCUCCCCCACCAGCCGCCAUCCACCGGCAACUAGAAGCACCUCCUCGAGCCACUCCAUCGUACAUCUCCGACGACCCGAGCCACCACAUUAGGUAACUCUUUCUCUCUUCUUUUCUGUUUCUGACCCAUCUCCAUCAUCUCCUCCCACUGUACAGAUCCGACGACCCAUCACCACCGCCUACAAGCGGAGACCUCAAAAGAGGAGCUAUAUGUGCAGGUGUUUGAUUUCGUUCACUUGAAAGACCGUUAAAUGAAAAUAUGAACCAAGAUGCAAAUGGAUUGUUUUGAAGGUGGUAUUAAUGCAUGUCUCACAGAUCUCUCUUUAAAAUUUGGUUCUUGCCCAUCAAAUGAACAAACAAUCUGGAGGUAGAAGAGAUGGGAGUAUUGACACACCGUGGUUAUUGGAGAGGCAACCCAAAGCAACAACAAAGGAGGACAAUUUUCUGUUACAGGAUAUACCUAAUUGUCUUUUACCUUUCCUGUUUGUAUUUUUAGGUUAUUCCUUCUAGCAGGAAAAGUUAUAUUCAAAGGAGUGAUUCUUUUCUAUCCUGAAACUUGUAACAUGUAGAUGUAGUUGUCAUAUAGAUGUUAAUUGGAUUUUUUGGUGCAUUGAAGUACAAUGUCUUGUGGGGAUGGUAAUUUUGACAUUUUUGCAUUUUUGCAUCUUGAUUC
Corylus avellana is the source of this 1547-nucleotide messenger RNA. The record is from RefSeq and is a predicted model, not a curated record. Lineage: Eukaryota; Viridiplantae; Streptophyta; Magnoliopsida; Fagales; Betulaceae.